Monascus purpureus is the source of this 672-nucleotide messenger RNA. Lineage: Eukaryota; Fungi; Ascomycota; Eurotiomycetes; Eurotiales; Aspergillaceae. The record is from the annotation of a GenBank genome assembly.
AUGACACAACCAAUUCGCCUCACAGUCCUAAUAUCCGGCAAUGGUACCAACCUCCAGGCAGUAAUCGACAAAAUCUCCUCCGGCGAACUCCCCGCAACAAUAGUACGAGUCAUCUCCAACCGCAAAGAUGCCUUUGGACUCCAAAGAGCUACACGCGCAAAUAUCCCUACGGCCUACCACAAUCUGGUGAAAUACAAGAAACAGCACCCCGCGACGCCAGAGGGCGUCCAGGCCGCCCGCGAGGAGUACGAUGGGGAACUCUCUAGGCUGGUCCUGGAGGAUUCGCCGGAUUUAGUUGUCUGCCUAGGAUUUAUGCAUGUGCUUUCUCCUAGAUUUCUAGAGCCAUUAGAGAGUGGGAAAGUGAGGAUCAUCAACUUACAUCCGGCAUUGCCGGGGGCUUUCAAUGGAGUCAACGCCAUAGAACGAGCACAUGCCGCGUGGCAAGAAGGCAAAAUCGAUAAGACGGGCGUCAUGAUCCAUAACGUAAUUUCGGAAGUCGACAUGGGUAGUCCUAUUCUUGUUCGGGAGAUUCCAUUUGUCAAAGGUGUUGAUGAGAAUCUUGAAGCUUUUGAAAACAAGGUCCAUGAGGUUGAGUGGGGGGCUGUCCUUGAAGGGCUGCAAAUUGCCAUAAAGGAAGUUCAAGAGGAGAAACAGCGAGGCGGGAGUUCAUGA